AAAACUCACUCUCUAGAAACAGGAACAUAUGCAGGACUUUUUUUUUUUCAUUUCACUCUUCUUUGUUUUAAGAGUUAAUAAGUCUUUUUUAGAGUUUUAAGACUUUUAAGAGUUAAUAAGUCUUUUGUCUAACACUUUACCUGGCUUAAAGGAAAAUCCCAAAGUGUGAUGCCCCUCACAGCCCUGCUGCAGGACUGCUCUUCUGACCAGCGCCUGCCCAGUGGGACCCCCGACCUCUGAUGGCUCCCUGGAGGCUUUCCGUGCUCGCCGUGGCUCUGGUGUGGGGCUGGGUGCUGGCCUCCUCCUCCCCCAGCACAGUUGCUCCCCCACGAGACCUUCGGAUCACUGACCCUGGGCUCCUGGGUUCUCUUGAUGUCGAGUGGAAGCCUCCGCUCCACGUCCAAACCUUCAAGAAGUGCACAGUAAAAUACAAUUUUGAAUAUCGCAACACUGGGGAUAGAGACUGGAAGGUUAUUUUUACUAGGAAGCUAAAACUCAGAGUUGGAUUUGACCUCAGCAGGACUGCUGAAGUGAGGCUGCAGACACUGCUCAAAGGACAGUGUACAGGUGACAUGGAGGUGCAGAGUGACUGGAUUUAUGCAACCUUUCAGAUCCCACCACAAGGAAAACUUGAAUCAAAGGUCCAGAAUUUCAACUGCAUCUAUCAUGACUGGGAAUACUUGAAGUGCACCUGGCAGCCAGGUCUCCUCACACCUCAUGGUGUACAUUAUGGGCUAUAUUACUGGUAUGAGGGGCUGGAGCAGGCGGUGCAGUGCGAUCACUACAUCCAGGAUCAUGGCAUAAACCUCGGCUGCGUGCUACACAACCUCAGCCAGGCAGAAUACCAGGAUCUGAACAUUUGUGUCAAUGGCUCAGCAGCAGCCAGUCUGCUACGGCCACUGUACACCACCCUUCAUCUUCACAACCUCGCAAAGCCCUCAGCCCCGGAGCAGCUGGUGGUUUCCGUGUCUGCAGCCGAGGAGCUGCUGGCGGCCUGGAGCCCCCCGGGCGGGCGGGUGCCGCCGCACUGCCUGGAGUACGAGGUGCAGGUGGCAGAAGAUGCGGGGCCAGCCGCGGCUGCCUGGGCGUUUGUGUCAACCCAAAUGGAAACUGCUGUAACAAUUUCCAGAGCAAAUCAAAGCCACGUUUCAUGUGUUCGUGUCAGGGGUAGAACAAACAUUUUUUGUGCAGACCAAGGCUUUUGGAGUGAAUGGACGCAGGAUUGUUUCUCUGUGUCCAGAAAAGAGGACAAGGAGCUAUUUAUCCUCAUUCCAAUCAUCCUGAGUUUGUCAAUUACCCUAAUAAUAUUUAUGUUGUUUGGCCAGUGCAAGAAAAGAUCCCCAGCAGGAAAGCCAUUGCAUGCAUCUGUGGGAUAUUAACUGCCUGUGCCUCCUGUACUGAUCAUGUUUGGUGGGUUGCUCAUGGAACCAUCCCAAGGACAGCUGAGGAGCCCUGAGCUUUCUGCAGCCCAGGUGUGUCUUCCCUGCCUGCUGCCACUUGUGAAGGCAGUUGUUGCAAUCCCAGUCCUUAACAGGCCCAGGAAAACUGGAGGGGCUUAAACUGGCUGCAGGAAAACUGGAAGAGAUCUAAACUGACUCUGAAGCAAGGUAUUUCUGAUAACAGGACAAGGGAGAAAAGAGAGGCAGUGGAAACUGCCAUGAAUAAAGGUAACAUGCUGUUC
Molecule: messenger RNA, 1681 nt
Organism: Vidua chalybeata
Lineage: Eukaryota; Metazoa; Chordata; Aves; Passeriformes; Viduidae
Gene: IL13RA2
Product: interleukin 13 receptor subunit alpha 2
Exons: 10
Coding region: 240-1379 (379 amino acids)
Biological process (GO): cytokine-mediated signaling pathway
Cellular component (GO): external side of plasma membrane
Molecular function (GO): protein binding; cytokine receptor activity
Source: RefSeq, a predicted model, not a curated record